AUCGUAUUUACUAACUUUACGGCAAACUUGAUGACGUUUUACACAGCUACCAGUUCAAUUUCUUUUUUUUCUGGAAUAGCGCAUCAAAAUUAUAGAGAUAUUACAUGCUUUGAUUGAAAGAUUCUACACCAGCGGGAAUUGGAAUAGGAUUGCAUAUGGAAUAAGAGAUAUACUGUAUGGUAUACUGAAUGAAGUGUAUUGUUCAAAAGAUAUUGGUUUUGAGGACUGAGUAUUGAGUUAGGCUACGAUGCUAUGAUGCAAAGUGAAAGUUAAUGCAGAUGGCAACAUGGAAAGCGUGUUACUGUAUAGAACCGGAAAUCUGAAGUCUUUCAUGCUAAAAUGGAUAUUACUUAACUUAUUCAUCACAGGCUGCUUGUGUCAGAUAUGCGAUCAGAAUGCGGAAACAACCUCUCCAGAAAUGCUUAAGCCAUUUCUAUUCCCAACAGCCGUACCUCGCGGUAAGAUUAAUGCUGGGUAUUAUGAGGAAGACAUAAAGGCGAUGGACCAGGCCGAAUGUUUGAUCAGCUGCUGUGAUAAACCCCUGUGUAACAUUGCAUGGUAUUCCAUGGAUAAAUGCUUUACCAUCGAGUGUUUUGAGCAGGAUGAAUCCGCGUGCGAACCUGUUGCUCAGUCUUCGGCAAAAUAUAACACUACUUUGUUUAUUCAAGUACGACCUCUAAAUAUAACAAGAUAUACACCAGAAUGUAGCUUGUUGAAGAAUGAUUGUGGAGACCAUCAGCAUUGUAUACUCAAUUCAAACAAGGUACCAAGGUGUAAAUGCACAUUGGGCUAUGAGAGGAAAAGUUCCCAUUCCAAAACCUGCAUUCCAGCUGAAGCUGAUGAUACAUCUAGCUCAGGAAUCACAAAUAAAAAGCCAGAUUUAAAAGACUGUAGAGCCGGCAUUACGCAAUGCGAUAAACACCAAGAAUGUGUCCCAUGGGAUCAAACAAGCAACGCAGGUACCUGCAAAUGUGUUCGUGGCUAUGCUGAGGACAUGAGUGGUAAUUGUGUAUUAAUUCAAGAUUGUGAAUUUGGUGUGACACACUGUGCAAACCACCGAGAAUGUGUUUUACAAAAUUCGCGUUCAAACUCGGGUACAUGUGAUUGUGUACCUGGUUAUACUGAAGAUAAAAACGGAGAUUGUGUUUUAAUUGGAGAUUGUGAGUUUGGAGUUACUAACUGUGGUGUAAACAGAGAAUGUGUUCACAAUGGAGAACAUUCUAAAUCAGGAACGUGUCAGUGUUCCAGUGGAUUUAUUGAGAAUGAGGAUAGUGACUGUGUGACGGAUGAUAGAGAUAAAACUACAGAAAAGAGUGUUCAACCAGAAGAUGUUGAAGAUGCAUCACCAGCACCAAAUGUUACUCCAAAAAUCCAACCAACAACACAGAAAGUAGAAAUGUUGACAGUAUCUGCAGGGGAUAAUAAAGAGGUCCAGUUACCAAAGAAUGAAGUCACAUUAACAGCAUUUGCUUUACCUCAAGCUAAAGGUGAGGAGUAUCACUAUGAUUGGACAAUGGAAGCUCAUCCAGAGGCAGAGGAAUACGGACACAUGGAUGGCAGGAAUACAAAUACACUUAAACUUGAUAAGUUGAUCGCUGGGGUCUAUACAUUCCGCAUACAGGUCACCGGGGAAAACAAGUUUGGGGAAGCUAGAGUCAAUGUUACUGUCGUACCACGUAAGUAUCUUGUUUUUGUAGACAAAUGCUAUAAAUAACCAAUUGUUGAUUUU
Molecule: messenger RNA, 1729 nt
Organism: Ruditapes philippinarum (Manila clam)
Lineage: Eukaryota; Metazoa; Mollusca; Bivalvia; Venerida; Veneridae
Product: tenascin-X-like
Exons: 8
Coding region: 287-1714 (475 amino acids)
Cellular component (GO): plasma membrane; cytoplasmic vesicle
Source: RefSeq, a predicted model, not a curated record